CAGACAAUGAAGACAACUGCAAGGUAAGAAAUAAACAGCAAUUAUGGGAUGUGCAGGAUCAGCGAUCCGUUACCCAAAUUCAAGAGCUGUGCAGAAGUUUGAGACAAUGUCUGCCAUCGAAAGAACCAUCAAAGCAGCGUUGCUAAUCCAACGCUGGUAUCGACGGUACCGUGCAAGACUUGAAAUAAGACGUCGGUGCUACUGGACCAUCUUCCAGUCCAUUGAAUACGCCGGGGAACAAGAUCAAAUCAGGCUAUAUAGCUUCUUUACUGAUCUGAUGACUCACAUAGCGUGUGAUAAGUCUUCUUUUUCUAACUCCAUAGCCAACUCUCUCAGAGGUAGGCCGCGUAUUCUAGCGGAGAUUGAAGAAGAGGAGAGAGAACUUUGGAAGGAAACAAACCCAAAUUUGAUACCCAUAGAAUCAACUUAUCAGGGUCCUCAUAUCCACCUCCCUCUUACGGCAGACCAAGUAACUUUACUCAUCAAUUCCUUCAGGAAACGGAAACUACUACAUGCACAUUAUGUUUUGACGUUGCUGCACGAGGCUAGGAAGAUACUACAAAGUAAGCCUAACAUAAACGUUGCUAGCACGACUCUAUCGAGACACAUUACAAUUUGUGGGGACCUUCAUGGAAAGCUGGACGAUCUUCUUACCAUAUUUUACAAGAACAGUCUCCCAGCUUCCGACAACCCCUACAUUUUCAAUGGGGAUUUUGUGGACCGAGGGGUUCAGUCUGUAGAGGUAUUCUUGCUCCUGAUAGCCUGUCUGCUGGUCUGGCCUGAUAGAGUGUUCCUUAACCGGGGUAACCACGAGGACUUUAGUGUCAACAUAAGGUAUGGGUUUAUCAAGGAGAUAAUGUAUAAAUACACGCGUCACGCAACUCGGAUCAUUCAAGUUACAGAAGAUGUGUACAGCUGGCUCCCUCUGGCCACGAUAAUUGACAAUAAAGUGUUUGUAGUUCACGGUGGGGUCACAGAUCGGACUGAUCUCAAGAAGAUAUCCAGGAUGGACAGGCAUCAGCUUAUUACGAUCCUUCAACCUCCAAUGAUUGAUGGGAAGAUGACCUGUGACCAAGAGGAGUGGGACCAGGUUGUCGGAAUUUUAUGGAGUGAUCCAAGACCUCAGCCAGGUUGCCACACAAAUUCAAUCCGGGGAGGCGGAAGUUUCUUUGGACCGGAUGUGACGGAGGCAUUCCUGCAGCGCUAUCAGUUAGAGAGAAUUAUACGCUCACAUGAAUGUAAACCAGAUGGUUUUGAGUUUACUCAUGGUGACAGGGUUCUUACGAUAUUCUCAGCUUCUAAUUAUUAUGCUGAGGGAACAAACAAAGCUGCAUAUGUGAAACUUGUAGGAACAAAUCUGGUAACACAGAUUGUGAUGUAUGUCAGCUCAAGUCAUACCAGCAAUGCUGAAAUACAACAAAGACAAGGAUAUGUUGAACAGUCGGCUCUGAGGGAACUGAAGCAGCUUAUCUACGCAUCACAUCUAUUACUGAUAGAGAAGUUUCACAUGGAAGACACAGAACAGUCAGGAAAGAUAUGUAUUGGCCGGUGGUGCGAUAUCAUGAAGGAAGUAGUAGGUUUACAACUACCCUGGAGACUGCUCUGCCCUAAGAUAGCUAAGUUGGAUCCAUUAUCUGGCAAUGUUUACUACGAGUCAAUUUUCCAAGAGUAUACCAUUCAGAACAAGCUGGCUGAACAGAAUGAGCCAUCACUUCUAGAAACCUUAUACCGUAGUAAGGACACUCUGGAGACCAUAUUCAGAUUUAUUGAUACUGAUGGAUCAGGACUAAUUUCCAUGCAAGAGUUUACAGAUGCUUGCCAGUUGUUAAGUAAACAUCUGAAAACGUCUAUGCAUCAAGAAGAGAUUCAGGAUCUGGCCAAGAGUAUAGACAUCAACAAGGAUGGAUUCAUUGAUUUCAAUGAAUUUCUGGAAGCCUUCCGUCUUGUAGACAAUGAUUCUCCUUCUAGAAGAUCUGGGAACCACGUCUGUGGAUUGUUUUGCCAAGAUGAGAGAUGAAUAUACUCCAGUUUGUAAAAAAAUAUUAAUAAUAAUAAAAAAAUUAAUAUUCCUACAGAUUUUGGUGGUGUUUCUACAGCAAGUCAUCAAAACAGCAUAUUAUUUUCUGAUGCUACUCAAGCUACCAAAGAUAUAUUAAUACUAAGAAAAUAUAAGUGUCUCCUUGCUUGUUAUAUAAAAAUCCUUGAUCGAGUAGCUAUAUAGUACGGUGGAGACUGAUGACUUCUUAACAAUUUAACUAGGUAUUUUCUAAGACUAAGUAUGAAUCAGUCAUCUUCAUGUUACAA
This is a messenger RNA of Limulus polyphemus (Atlantic horseshoe crab), 2304 nucleotides long. Its product is annotated as serine/threonine-protein phosphatase with EF-hands 2-like. Bases 44 to 2017 code for a protein of 657 amino acids. The transcript has 15 exons. NCBI's taxonomy places the organism in Eukaryota, Metazoa, Arthropoda, Merostomata, Xiphosura, Limulidae. Gene Ontology annotation, cellular component: nucleus; cytosol. Gene Ontology annotation, biological process: detection of stimulus involved in sensory perception. Gene Ontology annotation, molecular function: protein serine/threonine phosphatase activity; calcium ion binding; manganese ion binding. The record is from RefSeq and is a predicted model, not a curated record.